Temnothorax curvispinosus is the source of this 3660-nucleotide messenger RNA. RefSeq names its product fatty acid synthase-like. Gene Ontology annotation, biological process: fatty acid biosynthetic process. The transcript has 10 exons. The record is from RefSeq and is a predicted model, not a curated record. Gene Ontology annotation, molecular function: fatty acid synthase activity; oxidoreductase activity. Lineage: Eukaryota; Metazoa; Arthropoda; Insecta; Hymenoptera; Formicidae. The annotation marks the transcript as partial.
AUAAUAGCAUUUGAAACCGGUUUUGUUCCACCAAAUAUCAAUUAUACAUCACCACAAAAUAUAGAUGCCAUAAUAAAUGGAACUGUUCGUGUCAUCGAAGAACCGAUGCCACUUAAAAACGGUUAUAUAGGUAUCAAUUCUUUCGGUUUCGGGGGAGCUAAUGCUCACAUGUUAUUAAAGUGGAACCUCAAACAAAAAGUUAACAAUGGAAUACCGAGUAAUGACUUGCCAAGACUUGUAAUAUUAUCUGGGAGCACUGAAGAAUCAGUGAAGUUAUUCUUAAACGAUGUCGCUAAUCGUCCGAUAAAUAUAGAAUAUAUCCGUUUAAUACACGACGUCUAUGGGGACAGCAUAGAUGGUCACUUAUGGAGAGGAUUCACUAUACUGAAUAUUUUGCAACAAGAUUCAAUAAGAGAAAUUCAAAAUUGCAAGAAUGCGAAAAGACCUGUUUGGUUUAUAUUUUCUGCUUUAGGCUCGCAAUGGCCAGGAAUGGGUCGAAAUUUAUUAAAAUUUCACGUCUUUGCAAAUGCGAUAAGAGUGUGCGACGUUACUUUAAAACCAUAUGGUAUAGGUGUCGCGGAUAUUUUGACAAAAGCAGAUGAAAAAGUGUGCGAAGACGCGUUACACGCGUUUGUUGGCAUUGUUGCUAUUCAGAUUGGUUUAGUAGAUCUCUUAACAUCAUUAGGAAUUAUUCCGGAUUACAUGAUUAGCCAUUCUGCUGGUGAACUUGGUUGCGCGUACGCCGAUGGAUGUCUCACUAUCGAACAAACUAUUUUAUCAGCAUAUUUUAUUGGUUUGGCGUGUGCCGAAGGAAAAAUAAUUCGUAGCUCUAUGGCAAUUGUCAGUCUUGAUUACGAGUGUCUCAAAAACAUGUGUCCAGUGGAUAUUGAAAUAAUAUGUCGCAAUAGCGAGAAUAGCAGCGUUGUGAGUGGACCCACAGACUCCGUGCGAGAAUUUAUGAAAAUCUUGCAGAUCAAUAAUAUUCACGUGAAAGAGGUACACUGCAAUGUACCGUAUCACACUUCUUAUCUCGCAUCUGUGGAAAUUCAACUUUUGCUUAAUUUAAACAAAGUAAUAUCACGGCCGACGAAACGGAGUCCAAAAUGGAUCAGCACUUCCAUACCUCGCACCGAAUGGUUCACCUCAGCAUCAAAAUUAUCAUCGGCGGACUAUCAUACACAUAGUAUAUUAAAUACCGUUCUUUUUGAACAAACAACGCAUCUAAUUUCAAAUAACGCAGUGACCAUCGAAAUUGCGCCAGAUAGCGUUCUGCAGCACGUUCUGAAAGAAUCCUUGUGUUCGGAAGUAAUGAACGUUGUAUUGACUCGACGCACUGAACAAAAUAUUGACGCAAUUUUACAAGGAAUUGGAAGGCUGUAUAACUGUGGCUUACAGCCGAAAGUUGCUAAUUUAUACCCGCCAGUGGAAUAUCCUGUUAGUCGAGGAACUCCUAUGAUUUCCCCAUCGAUCAGAUGGGAUCACUCCAAAGAUUGGUAUAUACCGUGUUUUGAAACACAAAUGUCCAUAAAAUCUCGAGAAAGAUAUGUCGAAAUCUCACUCGAUGAUGAGGACUACUAUUAUAUGCAUGGUCAUAUAAUCGAUGGAAGAAAUUUGCUACCCGCGACGAGUUAUCUUGUACUCGUUUGGCAAACUUUCGGUAUGAUGAAAGGGAUAACAUACACAACAAUACCGAUAAUAUUUCGAGAUGUAAACUUUAUUCGCGCUACUCACUUGACGAAAAGUAAUGCUGUAAAAGUGAUGAUUUCGAUACAGAAAGAUGGGAAGUUUGAAAUAACCGAAAGAGAUAGCGUUCUUGUGACAGGUACAGUGCACGAGAUAUCGAAUCCAGAACAGGAAAUGAUUCGGACAGAUCUAUUACCGGAGAUUAACGAUGAAGAAGAAUAUAUGACUGCUCGAGAUAUCUAUAAGGAGUUGAAACUGCGUGGUUACCAGUACAACGGUUGGUUUCGCGGAUUACAUAGCGCAUCUAUUUCAGGCAAUAAAGGACAUAUUGUUUGGAAAACAAAUUGGGUAACGUUUAUGGAUACUAUGCUACAGAUGUUUAUUAUUGGGUAUGAUACCAGAGACUUAUGUGUUACGACGAGUAUUCAGAAGUUGGUGAUCAAUCCUAAGCUUCAUGCAUCGAUGCUACGAAACAGCGUGGCUGGUGUGGAAGAUACGACAUGCAAGGAUAAAACAUUACCGAUACGAAUAUACAGAGAACUAGACACGAUUAUAGCUGGCGGAAUAGAGAUUCGAGGCAUUAAAACCACUCAGAUCUCUCGCCGAAGAUUGGGUCAGGAUGUUGUUAUCGAAGAACACGUAUUUGUAGCUCAUCAUGAUCGCGCUAAGAUUUCUUUGAACGAAGCGAUUCGAAUAUCGGCGCAACUCGCCCUGGAAGAUCAUCAAAUCAUCAAAGUGAAAACCAUCGAGCUAGUGGAAGAUGUCGACGAUGUCGCACCAGAAUAUCUUUCUUCUUCGUUGCUGCUUGAGGCUUUUGGUGAUGAGCCAUUGAUACAAACAAACAUCAUUGUAUUAACAUCGCCAAAUCGUUAUAGUCCAGAAGAUCUAUCGCAGAACAUUUCAAUUAGAGAUUUAAACAAACCAUCUGUAGAUGACAAAGCCUUAAUAGUUGCCGGAUUCAACAUUUUGACCAAGCAACCAGCCUCGUUAGAACGACUUUUGUCAUUUCUGAGAGAAGGUGGUUAUCUGUUGUCACGUGAGAAAUGCGACGUAGUUAAUUACACCAAAUAUUUACAGCAAUACGAAUUAAAUGUUAUUCUUGAAAAGCGCACCGACAAAGAAAUGAUUGUGCUUUUAAAAAAGAAAAUUUGGAUAGAAAAGAGAAUUGUUGUCUACAUAAAUAAUGAUAAUUUUAAUUGGCUGGAGGAUAUAAAGCUGCUUGUGAGCGAUGAAAAUAAACUCGAGAAAAAGAGCAGGAUUAUAAUUGUUGGAGAGAGAGAUUUUGAGAGCGGUUUAUUAGGUUUUGUUAACUGUUUGAGAAAAGAGCCAGGCGGAGAGUUUGUUAGGGGUGUGCUUAUUCAAGAUGAGAAAGUCCCUAAGUUUUCUCUACAGGAUCCCUUCUAUAUACAUCAAUUGCAAAAAGAUAUGUUCAUUAAUGUAUUGCGAUCUAAUGAGACCUGGGGAUCAUACAGACAUCUGCGAUUACCACGACCGGAAGCCGAACCCGUACCUACCGCUCAUGUAUGCCAAACGGUCCGUGGUAAUCUAGAUACAUUUUGUUGGAUAGAGAACAGUCUAUCUGUCGAAGCCCAUCGUGAGGAUUUGGUGCGUGUGGUUUAUUCAUCGCUCAAUUUCAAAGAUGUAAUGCUUGCGACUGGUAAAUUAGUAUCUGAUCAAGCGAUCUCGCGAGGACGGAUUCAAUGUACUCCCCUUGGGUUUGAAUACGUAGGAUUUGAUGCCAAUGGGCAACGUGUAAUGGGAAUCCGUGAUACUGAUUGUAUUGCAAACGCCGUUGUGAAAGAUAAAGAUUUCUGCUGGAAGAUACCCGAUGUGUGGACAUUUGAAGCGGCGGCGACGGUCCCGUGCGUUUACAGCACGGUUUACUUAGCCUUAUAUAUACAUGGGAAAAUGAAAAAAGGCAAUAAGAUACUUAUACACUCUGGUACUGGCGGGAUUGGACAAGCAGCUAUUCACCUC